This is a messenger RNA of Macaca mulatta (Rhesus monkey), 857 nucleotides long. It is a transcript of the gene EIF1B, whose product is annotated as eukaryotic translation initiation factor 1B. The record is from RefSeq and is marked provisional. Gene Ontology annotation, biological process: translational initiation. NCBI's taxonomy places the organism in Eukaryota, Metazoa, Chordata, Mammalia, Primates, Cercopithecidae. Gene Ontology annotation, molecular function: translation initiation factor activity.
GGCUUCCGCCGCCGCCACUCCAGCCUAAUCCCAACCCCAGGGCGAAGCGUUUCCUUAUUUAUUUCCGUUUUCUCGCCACUACAGCCUCCUGACACGGUGAUCCGGGCGGGCCCCGCAGGAAUUUUAUCCCCUCACCGGCCUCACACUAGUAUCGCAUGUCCACUAUCCAGAACCUCCAAUCUUUCGACCCCUUUGCUGAUGCAACUAAGGGUGACGACUUACUCCCGGCAGGGACUGAGGAUUACAUUCAUAUAAGAAUCCAGCAACGGAACGGCAGAAAGACACUGACUACUGUUCAGGGCAUUGCAGAUGAUUAUGACAAAAAGAAACUUGUGAAAGCUUUCAAAAAGAAAUUUGCCUGUAAUGGUACUGUGAUUGAACAUCCUGAAUACGGAGAGGUUAUUCAGCUUCAAGGUGACCAAAGAAAAAACAUUUGCCAGUUUCUCUUGGAGGUUGGCAUUGUCAAGGAGGAACAGCUUAAGGUUCAUGGAUUCUAAAAUGAACCUAAAUACGUGGAGAAUUUCUUGAAUAGUUUUGUUCUCUAAACCUGGUUUGGCUGCCUUGUGAAAUGAUUGCCUGCAGUAAACGGACUUUUCAUUUAUUUAAUCAUUCAAACUUGCAUUCACAUCUGCAUGAUUACAGAAAACAUGGGGUAUGUAGGCUAGUAACACAUAAGAAAAUUGCAGUAAGAUGGUAACAAAACCUCAUAUUCGUCUUUACAUGUUUCCAAUGGAAAAUGUUUCGAGUGUUUAUUGUUCAGUUUAUUACGUUUCACUUGAUUAAAUGUUUUUUGUUGUAUUAAACCAUGUACGUUGCAGCUUAACAAUAAAAAAAAAAAUCUAUGAAUCCUUGUGAGC